Molecule: messenger RNA, 5621 nt
Organism: Xenopus laevis (African clawed frog)
Lineage: Eukaryota; Metazoa; Chordata; Amphibia; Anura; Pipidae
Gene: adgrf1.S
Product: adhesion G protein-coupled receptor F1 S homeolog
Exons: 22
Coding region: 628-4554 (1308 amino acids)
Biological process (GO): G protein-coupled receptor signaling pathway; adenylate cyclase-activating G protein-coupled receptor signaling pathway; cell surface receptor signaling pathway
Cellular component (GO): plasma membrane; membrane
Molecular function (GO): transmembrane signaling receptor activity; G protein-coupled receptor activity
Source: RefSeq, a predicted model, not a curated record
AGCAGAUAAAAUGACACAAUGCCAAGUGCAGCAGGACCUGAAUUUCCAGGUAUCUGUCUCGGUGAAUUCCUAUAUCUGUUGUUGUACGAAAGCACUAAAACAAGUUGUGCGGCUUUAGACGAGUGUUAUAUCUGCAGCUCAGAGCAAGCGGCUAAAGACACAUUCCAUGGCUCGUGAUGUCACCAGGAAGCAAUUUCAGUGAAAUAUGAAUAAUGGGUUUUAUUUUCUACUAUGCUCAGCCAAGUCCUCAGCUCUAAAAUCCUCGGAGGAGGCUCAGAGAGAAGCCAGACAAUAUCCUGACACCUGCACUGCAACUUCUCUCUCUCUUCUUGCUCUGCUAAUGGCAUUGCUUGGGCACCAUGCACUUUAUAUCUGACAAUCAGACAGACCUGGGGAAGGGCUGACACUUUGUCCGCAGUUUACCAGCCAUUGGAUUUUAUCAUCUCCAGCCAACAGGUGGAACGUUUCUUUUCCAGAGUGUCAAGGCUGAUCUUCCUCUGGCACAUCUCAAAGACAUCCCAGGGGGAAGAGACCAAGGAGUUUGCUAAGUUAAAAGUAACUGGCAUUGCUGGUAGAUGUUCCUCCAGAAGAACAUUUCUAAUGACACAACAGUUUUGAAGAAGAAGAAUGCGAAUCAUGGAUCGAAGGUGGAUAUAUUUCAUAUUUGCACUGUUUUCUAGUGUACCUCUCUCAUCGGCUUUGCCGAGUUUAAAAAUCUCAUCAGCUCUGUCUCCUAUGGGUUUCAGCAGCCAAUUGGGAAGCGUUCUCUCCAGACGGAAACGAGUAGCUGGCAUUGUUUCUCAAUACACGUUUGAUAUUGAAAUCAGUUUCCCAAAUGCUUCACUCCUGGAUGAUCUCAAACAAUACGUAAAGAGCUUGUCAUAUCCCAUUGCUCUAGACACUUCCAUUGCUACCAAGGUAUUAGCAAUAAAUGUAACAACAGUUUGCAGUAGAAGUGGAUCCAAUUCCCAGUGCUCCUGUGAAAAUGGCUACACGUGGUCUGGUAAUGUGUGUCGCAACUAUACAUCCUGCAUGGCAUCCAGUUCUCGGUGUACCUGCAUAAAUGAAACACCUCCAACAGGAACAUACUGUCAACGUAAUACAGCUAAAAAAAUAAAAAUGAGCCUUAGAAUCAUGGAAGAAUUUUCAGACGUUUUAAAAGACUUAUCGUCCCCCAUGUCCAAGAAUUACACAAGCCGGAUAGAAAGUGCGUUUGAUGACAGCUACGGAUCUUUGCCUGGAUACCUGUAUGCAGUAGUGACAGGAUUUAGGCCAGGAAGCAUUGUAGUGGAAUAUACAAUUAACGCAGAUGCAGUCAACUCUUCAGUGCUCCAGGCGGCUAAUGCUAAAGUGGAAGCCAAUUUGAGUAAAAGCUACCCUUUAGCUACACCAGCCAUUCAGAAUGUCAUUGAAGGACAGAGUAACCUGAGUGUUUUACCAGUCAACAUCUUUGUUGGAGAUAAAGUAUCUCUUCUAUGCACUGUAAACUCUGCUACUACUAAUGUUAUGUGGUAUUUUAAUGGCACACAAAAAAUUACAUCUACUGCACAAUUCCAGAUUACCAAUAUAACAACAAGUUCUACUUCAGAGUCCAACUUGGUAAUAAAUGGCAUGGCUACGAAUAAUGCAGGAAAUUACAAGUGCAUCUUUGAAAAUUCCUCUGACGUUUAUUCGGUAGAUACAAACAUAACCGUGGCGUCUAUAACCAUGACAGGACCUGAUUCAGUACAAGUUACUUGCAACAACACUGACUAUAAUUUGGUCACUUGUUCCACAGAUGGGAAUAUUAACUCUCUUUCACUUACCUGUUCCUCUGAACCAAACAAAGGUGUUUUCAACAGGUCGAAGUUAUGCUCUCCUGCUACUUGUUGGAAUUAUAUGGUGCAAGCCAAUCAAUACCAGUGCACUGACGGAAUGACAGUAACCUACACAUGUACUUGUUUCACAUCACAUGAAGCUAAGGUCUCUAAAGCCAUCAGGGUCACCUAUUUAAAACCAGUAUCUCAGUUAACAUUGAUUCCUGCAGAAGGUUUUCUCAACAUUUCCGAAGGGCAAUCAAUAUGGUUAGUGUGUCAGAGUUCUAAGGCUGUAUCUGACAUAAUCUGGAAUUUCUCCGGCACCAUUAACACAACUGUUCAAAACACUUUCAUCAGCUAUUAUGCUUUAAAUUUCACGUCUGUGCUUUUUAUUCCAAGUGCGGUCACCAGCUGGCAAGGUACUUUUCAUUGCUCAUCGAAAUCUCUGGCUGCGCAGUCGACCCAAAAGUCUGUAACGGUUGUCAGGCUCAUUCCAAGCUCGCAGAUUGAUAUCAGCCCAGUGGAAACCUUCUAUGAACGUGGCACAGCUACUAACUUCAGCUGCUGUGGUUCGGACAUGUCAAAUUAUACUGCUACUUUGCAGCUUUCAGUAGGAGCAACAAAAAGAACAACAGCUAUGAAAUUAAAUGGCACCUGUUUCAGCCAGACUUACAAUUGUGCCGACUGUGGAAAUUACACUGGCUUCUGCACAAUUAAGAACUCUUUGAAUGAUACCGUUAUCAGCCGUCCCAUGAAAGUGACACUUCGCAAGCAAGAGCUAAUCAAGUGCCAAGACCCACCAGGUAUUGGAGCGCUAGGAGACAUAAUAACGGUCCCUUGUUCUGCCGACAAUAUUAACCUAACUGGAAACAAGAGUUACAGUUGCACUCUGACUGGCUGGGAGCUGAAAUUGCCCAAUAACUGUGUACUGCAAAGUCUCAACAGAUUAGCCAUUGAUGUUGUGAAUCUGACAGGCCCAGCUGGGACAGAACUAUUGCCCUCGUAUGUUGCAAACCUUAGCACCACAGUGACGACAGAGAAAGAAAACAUAACUUCUCAACCAAGCAACAUCAUAACUGUAGUCAAUAUCCUACAGCAAGUGGAGAAAAGUACGACAACUGUACCGCAGGCCGUUAUGCAGAACUUUCUAGAGACUGUCAAUGUGGUUGUAGAUGACGCAUCCAAAAAAGCUUGGCAAGAAAUGAAUGAUAGCACUGAAAGGAGCACCCAGCUGCUUGAAUCUGUGGAGAAAUUUGCCAGAAAACUUCAAAUUGACAAUGGAGACAACAUUUCAAUAACAAACAACUCCAAUGUUCAGUUAGCUGGUAUUGUUUCAAAUCCAUUCAGAAACUAUGCUGAAACCUUUAGUUUCACCCAAGGAAAUAAUUUAUCAGGCAGUGUCCUUAUCCCACAGACUAGCGUGAGCCAAAUGAGGGCUAACACCAGCAUUAUUACCGUUGCCUAUGCAACUUUGAAGGACAUUUUGCAGAACACCUCAACUGAAUUUGUGAAUGGUCUAGUCAUGACAACAGUUCUCUCCACCUCAGUACCCACCAAUUUUAAAAUUUUAAUGAACUUUAAGAAGAGCAAUCAGACAUUAGACGAUCUAAAAUGUGUUUUCUGGAAUUUGAAAACAAAUAACUGGGACAAUACCGGGUGCCGAGGAUUAAACGAUGAUUCUAACGCGUCGUGUGAAUGUGAUCAUUUGACUUCCUUUUCAAUUCUGAUGUCCUAUAAACCAGUGAUUAAUCUCAUACUGGAUUAUAUUACUUACAUUGGCUUGGCUAUUUCAAUUAUCAGCUUGUUGAUUUGCAUCACGAUUGAAGGACUAAUAUGGAAGUCAGUGACCAAGAACAAAACUUCCUACAUGCGCCAUGUUUGUUUGAUGAACAUAGCCGUAUCGCUCCUUCUUGCAGAUAUUUGGUUUAUUAUUGGUGCAGCCAUAACCACUCUGCUGAAAUCAGAGGCCACGAAUGUCGCUAACACCAACGCCUGUGUGGCUGCAAUAUUUUUCACUCACUUUUUUUACUUGUCAUUAUUUUUUUGGAUGUUAACUAUGGGACUCAUACUGUUCUAUCGACUCGUCUACGUCUUGCAUGAUAUGAGCAAAAGCCGCAUGAUGACGAUCGCAUUCACCAUGGGUUAUGGCUGCCCUCUUCUUAUAGCCAUUAUUACGAUUGCAGUCACACAAUCGAGUAAAACAUAUAUGAAUGGCAACGCUUGCUGGCUCAACUACAGUGACAGCAAAGCCUUCGUUGCAUUCGUCUUGCCAGCACUGACCAUUGUCCUUGUCAACUUCAUCAUCCUUGCGGUUGUCAUCGUUAAACUUCUCAGGCCCUCAGUUGGAGACAAGCCAAAGAAGGAAGACAAGAGUACAUUAAUACACAUUGGGAAGAGCAUAGCCAUCCUGACACCUCUGUUAGGUCUUACCUGGGGUUUUGGUAUCGCAACGAUUAUAGCUCCCGAAGAAAUAUGGGUCCUUGGUAUUUUUUCAGCACUCAACUCUCUUCAGGGGCUGUUUAUUCUGCUGUUUGGGUGUUUGCUCGACAAAAAAGUCCGUGAUUCGCUGCUCAGCAGAUUCUCAUUGUCAAGGUGGAGUUCACAGCAGACAAAGACUUCCCAUGUUACUUCAUCAGAUAAUCAGAUCCCCAAAGGAAUCUUCAACAUUUUUGCCAAAAAAGGUGCCUACAAUAUUUCUUCUGCCCAGAGGAGUUCUUCAAGUGAAACGCCAUCAAAUUCCUACUCCUUACUCACCUGAAAAUGAGACAGUGCCAUUUUCCUUGUAUACGCCCAAAUACAUUUUUGGGACACUUUUAAGAUAUUCUGUAUGCACUUUAUUGUUUAUUGUCAUUGACUUUGUGUGUUACUGUCAUGUCCAGCUGUCGGGUUCAAUACCUUUUUCACUGUAAAAUAUUGCAGACCGAGUUACCGCUUUCCAAUUCUCUGCAAAGAUAGACAUCUAGCUUGUUCUGGGGUUUAUUGGGGCUUCAUAUGACAGUAGAAGCAUGGGAGGGGGUAUCUGUCACCCUGUUAUUUUAAAUAUGCUUAAGAAUUUCUGAAAGAGACAACUGAAGGCUGCUAUUGUCUAUGUUUUAUGGAGAAUUGGUGAAAACACCUUGACCCCUCUCCCCAUGUUUAGUCUAAACUUUGCAGAAUAACAUGUUCAUUAAUGAUUAUUGUGUAAAGAAAAACUAUAAUGUAAGUGUUAAUGUUCCUUACCAGUUUGGAUUAUUUUAUUCCUCUUCCUUCUGGGAAGGAACAUACUAUUAAAGUGUAUUAUGCUGAGAAUUAUAGAUAUAGAGUAGAUUCUUCUAUUUCCCGCAUGGGCAUCAAGUUCAAGUCUAAUGGAUGUCCUUCUCAAGGUGGAGCAAUUGAAGCAUAUUUAUUUUUUUAAAUGUUCCUUUUAGCUUAUGACGGAGCCACCUGGAUACAAAAGGGGAUAUUCCUAAAUCAGUUUGGGCUGGUGCAAUUGACAAUGUAUAUAUUUUUGCCAGUUCUAAUCCACUAGUUGUUAAAACAGAAGAUCUGUGUUACAUUAGCCUGGUUUAUAUGUAUCACCUGAACACCUGUUGAUAUGUUUUUUUGUAUGUUAAACAAAGUUAUAAAUUAUUUAAAGAGCUACUAUGAACUUGUUGGACUUCUAAACUGCCAGCUUGUUCCUUGGUUCUGAAUCUUGGUUUGUUACCGUGUUGGGUUCACUUAACAGCUAUAAGCAUUGCAUAUAUGCAUACUCUUUAGGGUACACGUAAAGGUGUUUAAUCAUUCCUCCUGUAAUUUAUUUAUUACUUAUGUUUGUAAAGAAAAUUAAAACCAGUAUCCACUCAC